Dromaius novaehollandiae (emu) is the source of this 7456-nucleotide messenger RNA. It is a transcript of the gene SLC6A5, whose product is annotated as solute carrier family 6 member 5. The record is from RefSeq and is a predicted model, not a curated record. Bases 8 to 2368 code for a protein of 786 amino acids. Lineage: Eukaryota; Metazoa; Chordata; Aves; Casuariiformes; Dromaiidae. Gene Ontology annotation, biological process: synaptic transmission, glycinergic; sodium ion transmembrane transport; glycine import across plasma membrane. Gene Ontology annotation, cellular component: plasma membrane. The transcript has 15 exons. Gene Ontology annotation, molecular function: glycine:sodium symporter activity.
AAGGGAUAUGAGCAAGCAAGUUGUCAACAGCUCUGAAACAGUUGCUCCUGGACCAAAUGAAGGUGCGGGAGUCGUAAGAAUCAACCCCGAAAAUGAGCCGCAGAAUGUCCCAUCGCAAGCCCCGGCCCCGGUGCCCAGGCUUCCCCGAUCUCUCUCUAACGACAACAAAAUACUUCCCUCUGAAGAAGCCAAACCAAAUGAUUUUGAGAGGACCAAAGUCGGGAUCUGCAAGCUCAGCAGCACCCCGGUGCAAGCCAACUCCACACUCCGGAGGGAAUCUAUAGAGACCUUUCCGUACAAGCACGCCCCGGGGGUAGGAGCCGCCGGGCAAGCUGCGAUCCCUCAUUGCAAAAUUCCCGCUUUGCAAAGCACAGACGGGGACGCUAACCUAAACCUUAGUAAGAGCACACUGGAGCGAAACAAUGCCAAAGGCGCCUGGGUGACCUUGAGCCAGAGUACCGUGGUGUUGGGCACAGAUGGCAACACUUCUGUUCUUCCUGGCAGAGUCGAGGGGGAAGACGAUGUGGGGGAUGAAAAUAAAGCCCGAGGGAACUGGUCUAGCAAGCUGGAUUUCAUCCUGUCCAUGGUGGGUUAUGCAGUGGGGCUGGGCAAUGUCUGGAGGUUCCCGUACCUGGCCUUUAAGAAUGGGGGAGGUGCGUUCCUCAUCCCCUAUUUGAUGAUGUUGGCUCUAGCGGGGAUCCCCAUUUUCUUCCUGGAAGUCUCCCUGGGGCAGUUUGCUAGUCAGGGGCCCGUGUCUGUGUGGAAAGCCAUCCCCGCCUUGCAAGGCUGUGGCAUUGCAAUGCUGAUCAUCUCUGUUCUGAUAGCCAUAUAUUAUAAUAUUAUUCUGUGCUACACACUUUUCUACCUUUUUGCAUCCUUUGUACCUGUGCUACCUUGGGCUUCCUGUAAUAAUCCCUGGAACACGCCGGACUGUAAAGAUAAAAACAAACUUUUAUUAGAUUCUUGCAUUGUUGGUGACCAUCCGAAAAUACAAAUCAAGAACUCCACUUUCUGUAUGAGUGCCUACCCAAACUUGACUAUGGUUAACUUCACCAGUGAAGGAAACAAAACGUUCGUCAGCGGAAGCGAAGAAUACUUCAAGUACUUUGUGUUGAAGAUUUCAGCAGGGAUUGAAUAUCCUGGUGAGAUUAGAUGGCCCUUGGCACUGUCUCUUUUCUUAGCUUGGGCGAUUGUAUAUGCCUCCCUUGCUAAAGGAAUCAAGUCAUCAGGAAAAGUGGUGUACUUUACAGCAACGUUCCCCUAUGUAGUUCUCAUCAUCCUGCUCAUAAGAGGAGUAACCCUGCCAGGAGCUGGAGCUGGAAUCUGGUACUUCAUCACGCCAAAGUGGGAGAAGCUAAUUGAUGCUAUGGUUUGGAAAGAUGCUGCCACACAGAUUUUCUUCUCCUUAUCUGCAGCAUGGGGAGGCUUAAUUACUCUCUCUUCUUACAACAAAUUCCAUAAUAAUUGCUACAGGGACACAUUGAUAGUCACAUGCACCAACAGUGCCACAAGCAUAUUUGCAGGCUUUGUCAUCUUCUCAGUUAUUGGCUUCAUGGCGAAUGAGCUCAAAGUAAAUAUUGAAGCUGUGGCAGACCAAGGUCCUGGGAUUGCUUUUGUGGUUUACCCAGAAGCCUUAACUAGGCUCCCGCUCUCUCCAUUCUGGGCUAUAAUAUUCUUUUUGAUGCUGCUGACACUGGGAUUGGACACUAUGUUUGCCACUAUUGAGACUAUAGUGACCUCUGUUUCGGAUGAGUUUCCCAAAUACUUACGUACGCACAAGGCACUGUUCACUCUUGGGUGCUGCAUUUCCUUUUUCAUCAUGGGAUUUCCUAUGAUCACUCAGGGUGGAAUGUACAUGUUACAGCUUGUGGACACUUAUGCAGCUUCUUAUUCUCUCGUCAUCAUUGCCAUCUUUGAGCUUGUUGGAGUUUCCUAUAUAUAUGGAUUGCAAAGAUUUUGUGAAGAUAUAGAAAUGAUGAUUGGAUUCCAGCCAAGCAAAUUCUGGAGAGUCUGUUGGGCAUUUGUGACCCCCACUAUUUUAACAUUUAUUCUCUGCUUCAGCUUUUACCAAUGGGAACCGAUGACUUACGGAGCUUACCACUAUCCAGGCUGGUCCAUGGUACUCGGAUGGCUGAUGCUGGCCUGCUCAGUUAUUUGGAUCCCAAUUAUGUUUGUGAUAAAAAUGCAUCUAGCCCCUGGCAAAUUUAUUGAGCGACUCAAGCUGGUGUGCUCUCCACAGCCUGACUGGGGUCCGUUUUUGGCCAAGCACCGCGGUGAACGUUACAUGAACAUGGUUGAUCCACUGGGAACCUCCUCCCUGGGACUUAAGCUGCCAGUGAAGGAUAUAGAGCUGGGGACCCAAUGCUAAUAAUUAUUACAUCAGUGGCAAUAACAUUGUCAGCCUUUUUGGAUGCUUUUUUCCAUUCAUUCCCCAGCAUUUCUUCUUUUCUUUCUCACAGUGCCUGAAAGUGGUUGCUUAGAAAGUAGGACUUACCGUCGCAUGCCGUAGUGAAGAACUAGCUAGACCACUUUCGGGCGUAAGUGAUGCCCAUGACAUAUUCUGUUCCCUGUGAAAUAGCAAAAGCACGUUAUGCAAGACCUUACAUCCCAGUUUUUGUCAGGUGAUGUAAAAAUAAACAACAAAAAAGGAAUAAUCUUUUAAGGGACUCUAAAGGGAUGAGCAAAAUUUGACCAAUUCCACGCAGGCCUCCUUGUAACAUGUAGCCAUGGUGGGGCUAGGAUUAUGUUGCCGGUGUAACCAAAGGGAAGUUCAGCCCUUCAAAGGGAUGCAAGUGAGGAAAGAGGGGGGUCUCCAGGCCGGGCUGGGGUCUCCUGCAGCUCUGCCGUGAAUCCAGAGUGAGGCCAUCUGUGUCAGCGGAGGUGCUUUGUCUACGCUGACGACGGCAGAACUUGGCUCACAGGGUCUGCCCACCGCUUUUAUAAGCGUGGAUUAUACAGACCUUGAGGACUCGUUACCUAAACAAGGAGAGAGCCUUUAAGGCUUCCAGCAGUAAGCAGUACGUGGAAUCGGAACAGAAACACAAUGAUCCAUUUGAUCUUUUUGAGUAGAAAACUGCCAUCAAAUUUUAAAGCAAUCAUCUGAGAUUGGAAUUAAAGUGUCUCCGAGUCUGGAAAUGGUUUUGAAAUAGUGCCAGACUGGAUGGGCAUCACAGUUUUAAGUACUUUCAUAUGUUUCUGUUAAUAAUUUGACAUUUACCUUUUUAAUUAAAAAUGCCUCAGUUUUGCCAAGUGUCUAAAACUUUGCUCCACUGGCAAACUACUUAUACGAUAAGUGCAAGCAUAGUUUUAUUCACUUAAUUCCAAAACUCUGAACAUAGUUUUCCUUGUUUCUCUGCUUUUGUUUACAGUAUCUCCUCAAGAAGCCAUCGUAUAAUUUGUGCCUAAUUUUGUAUUCUUACAGUGGUAAGUGUAGUCUAGUUACCACCUGACAGCGAUUAUUAGGAGUUAGAUGUGCUGUUCAACUUUGUGACUCCCCAGUCAUUCUCCUAUAAACAUCUUUCUUAUAACCUUUAGAUGUAUUCUUCUCUUUCAACCAAUAGGGAAAUAGCAGAACCCCAGCUGUCUAUAUAUUAUAUAUAUAGCAUGUAAAUUACACAAAGCAAAACUCUCUUUGGAAUGUAUAUAGUUUAUUUUAUUUUUUGCAUUUAAAGCAUUUUCAUUAAAGAAAAGACUAAAAAAACCCCCAACAAUUAACCAUUGUAAUCAGCCACACGGAUGCAACGUUAGAUGCGCAAAAUGGGAAGGUGGGGGAAGAGGACAAUCUAGUAGAUGGCCGUUGCAUUGCAAUAGGACUUUCUAGAUCAUUACCAUUUAGAAAUCAGAUAUAUGUGGCAAUUUGAAUGUUAGACUUAAAUAGUUUUGCUACCUAUUGGGCAGAGUAAAAAUAGAGCUUUUAAGAAUACAUUUAUUUAACUGAAUAGAAAAUUAGCCCAAUUUAUUGUAAAUGCACUAGAAUGAGGGAGAAAAAUAUAUCAUCAAUAAUUGGCAAAAAUGUAACCUUUAUUAUCUUGUUAUAUCUUAUACAUACAUACAUAUAUGAUAUUUUUUAACAGUGAUCAGUGCUCAUGUAGUGUGUGCUAGUGAUGUUUUAUGUCCCUAUAAGUAUCUUAUCAAUCCGUGUAGAGAUGGUGAGCUUAUGGUAGUUUAGCCUGUUUUUCCCUCCCCGCACACACUGUAGUAGUAGCCAAUAAAUGUUCUUUCCUUUCAGGGGACUGUUUCUAUCCCGUUCUUUUGUCUGUCUGUCUGCAUAUUACAGGGUCUCAGGUAACUCUUCAGUCAGUGUGUGUCCGUAGAUCAGUAGAUGUGUUGUUUUCAUCCUGUCAAAGGAAACAAAAGACCUAAACCUUAAUGUGACACUUCCACAAAUUAUUAACUUCCUUUCCGUGUGUGCGCGUGUGUGUGUAUAUAUAUAUAUGUAUAUUAAAUAUAUUAAUCAUUUUGCUGAACUUCCUCUUCCACGGGGCACCUCGUGUCGCCAGCCACAGGCACUGCUGGAGAUGUUUAAUCCUCAGGCGGGACGAGCGAGGGGCCGUCCCUGGCCGAAGCGAGGACGGAUUUCGCGACAUUUGCGCUGGCCCCGACUCUCCGCUCCACGGGCUCCGCCGGCCCCAGCUCGCGCAGCAGCAGGACCCGGACCCUCCGCAAGCAUCACUGCCUUAGCGCUGCGCCGGCUUCUUUGGGCUUUGCCAGCUAUUUGCAUCGGGGGGUUGCUAGCCUCCCUUCUCCUGGGUUUCUGUUUUCCUGGCAGAGCAGGUUGGCGGCGCCACGCUCUGUUUGACGCAACGAAGUUGUACAAAGACGAGCUGGAGACUGACGCCCCCGCCUCAAUGAGGGUGAGGGGACCGCGUUGCCCGGGAAGGGGAUUGCGGGCGUUCUUUCCACCUGGAGAGGUGAAGGAAGGAACCUAGAUCAGGGAGCACCAUCUAGGGGGAACUGCAUAUUUUUGUCAGGAUGAAUAGCUUUGGGCAUCUGUUUACCAUUAUUAUCUAAAGUCUUGGUUUGAUUUUUUGGAGACCAGUCCAGUUUCGCUUAGUUACUAUUGUGAUUAAAAAAAAAAAAGCCCUAAAAUGUUUAUAGGCUUUGUUCUGUUCUUAAAAAACAAACAAACAAACAGGAAAAAAAAAACACGCUUUAUCACUUAAUGGUUCUAAAUCCUUUCCCCUCCUAAUUUGUUAUCUCAGGACAUGCGUUUGAACUGAGGUUAACUAAUUGCAGUAAAAUUGCCUUGGUGUAAGCAUGUCAGUUGUUGUCUAGUUUAAGUACAAAAGGGAUAUCAUUUGGAGGAAUACUGCUAGGUUAUGGUAUCUUUCCUUUGGCUUGGAUUACUAAAACAGAAUACAUUUGAAAAAUUUAAUUGCUUCCCAUGAUUUUUGUAAUUAAUCUGCUUGCAUUCCAUUUAGGUGUCGUGCCUGUGCCUGUGCAAGUCAUUAGCCCAGGAUUAGGCCUGACUUUGAAACUCUGAAAACAGAUGAUGAUUUUGAUUUUGUUUUAGUUGAUUUUAUCUUCAGCUUUAACAUCUAAAACUGUGCUUGCAAAAACAUUUGGAGUGGGAGAGAAAUGAGUACAAAAAUCACAGAAGAACUGAAUUUUUCACUGUAAAUUAAAAAAGGAAAAUUUUCAUAUUAGGCUUUAAAAAAAAUAUUUUACUGUCCAAAUCUGAAUGCUGAGAUUAAAUUAACCAGCAGUGUCUUCUUUAAAUGAGAAGUAAUCUUGCAGUUUGGGAAUGCACUAUAUUUACCAUAGUAUAGAAAAGUUUGCAUGUACUUUGAUAACUUUCUAAAAAUAAAUUUAGUAUCUAAUUAAAUACUAGUAAAGGUCUUUUAAAAAAGGAGGGGAAAAAGCCAUAUUAGUAAAAAUGUGACAUACAUACUUGCAGAUCUAUCUUGUGAGUAAAAAAUGUUCAAAUUUAGUGAGAAUUACUUCUGUUGCAUAUUUUUUUCUUUGAAAUGAAAUUGGAUUUUUGGAUGAGCUGAGAUGCACUAUUGUAUGCAUUAAAAAUCAUACUUAAUGCAAAUGCUUGCCAUCUUCAAAUUCUUUGGGAUCUUGCUAGUGUUUUUGAUAUACAGUGUUCAAAAUCUGUGUUUCAGCUAGCCGUGGCAGCACUUUGUUUCCAAAAGAAGGGUUUAACAAAAUGAUAUUUAAUUGAGAAAGAUUUGGAUUGUCUUCAUAUGAUGUUUCAAUUGAGUCAAAGUAUUCUUUGGAUUAGGUUCUGCUCCACUGACCACAUUAGACUUGCCCCAGUACUGAAGAUCACCGCUUCUGAUACACGCUGGCUAUCUCUUACCAUCAAAUUCCAAAUCUCAAUUUAUUUUAAAUACCUUUGGUUGUCUUUUUGAGUGUGUGUGUAGUUGUACGGAUAAUAUAACUUCUUUCUGUCUGUGAUAAAGCAAUCGCUUAUUUGCGGCAGACAUUGCUUUCCUGCUGGUUUCUUCUUCUGCAACUCCACUUCUUGCAAUCAAAGUUGCAGACAGACUCGUACGGGUUGGGGGUUGCAGGCUGUGCAGCUACAGCAAGUGCUGUCCCAGGAAGGGUCUCAGUUUUGCUAAUGCCAUGCUCAUAUCUGGCAUGAUUGAGAUGCUUCUUAGUUCGAAGUUAAAUGGUGUGCACGUAAGGUAUUUGUGAAACGGUCAGAGCUUGAUUUUUCCAGAGGGGCUCAGGCUGCUGGCUGGAAAGGGGAGGGCUGGGGCUUUUGCGGUUUCUGCCUUUGUCACCCUCAGGCAGGCUAUCGCCAAAGAGAGACGGUUUUCCUGAAGGGUUUACUGUCAACUGUGAGAACCAGGCUGGACCUUAUUGCUUGCAAUAUCAUUAUUUGCCCAUAACAUUUUAAGGACAUCUUCAGGUAACCAUUUGCCUUAUAGGGACCUUCCAUUGUUGGGAAAAUAUUGAUUGACGAAAAACGCGUUGUUAUCUGUCAUUUAUAUUAUGUAGGGUACCUUGUAAGGUAGAUGCUUAGCUGGUAUAAAUUGUCACAGCUUUGUCUGGAGCUGUGACAAUUUACACCAGCUGAGAAUUUGCGCCCUGUGUCCUAUGGCACUUUAUUACAGACCCAUUGCUGAUGGGUUAAAUCUUAAUUACUUGCGUAAUGUCAUAUAUAAAUAUAUAUAUAUAUUUACAGGCAUUCUAUGGGGUACUGCUGCCUAUGGAUAAAGAUUUGUACCCUAACAAGGUCAUUAUAAUUUUUCCAUUAGCUGUACGUAGAGAAGAUAUAUUAUGUUACAAAGGACGCAUCAUAUAUAUCUCAUGUAGUGCAUAUUAUAAUGCUGUACGUUAUUCAUUUAAGAAGUCAUUAUUCUUGAGGCCCUACCUCAGAUUUUGUAUUUAUGUGUACAAAUGCAAUUUAUUGUAUUAUAUAUUUGCCUAUUAUAUUUGGAUGUGAUAAAUUAAAAUUAUUCAAUAAUGUAUGGGCUCUAAAGACUCUAAAUAAAUGUCCGGUGUU